Molecule: messenger RNA, 2069 nt
Organism: Thermothelomyces thermophilus ATCC 42464
Lineage: Eukaryota; Fungi; Ascomycota; Sordariomycetes; Sordariales; Chaetomiaceae
Exons: 5
Coding region: 205-1968 (587 amino acids)
Biological process (GO): RNA processing; mRNA 5'-splice site recognition
Cellular component (GO): U2-type prespliceosome; U1 snRNP; commitment complex
Molecular function (GO): protein binding
Source: RefSeq, a predicted model, not a curated record
UUUUUUGCGUCCAGCCUAAACUUCCAGCCUCUUGAUUCUCUCGCUUGCACAGCUCGGCGAUUGAUCAUUCUCGCUUCGUCGCCUCGACACCAGCCUACGUAACGACUCAUAAUUGUCAUAUUCUCUCCUCGGCAACCGUGUAUUUGUGUUUGGAAUUCAAGGCGGACUAGCCCAAGCAGCAUUACCGAUCCACGACUCGCAACGAUGGGCGACUUCACCAACUUUGGGGGGACUGACGAAGAGAAUGCCGAGAUUAAGCGCCUCAAUGCCGAUGUGGAGGCGGAUCCGGACAACUUCGAGAAUUGGGAGAAACUGAUUCGCGCCUGCGAAGGCCUCGAGGGUGGCCUCAAUCGCAACUCCAGUCCCCAGGCUUUGGCGACGCUUCGCGACUCUUACGACCGCUUUCUCCUCAAGUUCCCGCUUCUCUUCGGUUACUGGAAGAAGUAUGCCGACCUGGAAUUCAACAUCUCAGGGCCCGAGUCGGCCGAAAUGGUCUAUGAAAGAGGUUGCGCUAGCAUUACCAACUCUGUCGACCUCUGGACCGAGUAUUGUUCUUUCAAGAUGGAAACAACUCACACCCCCCACCUUGUGAGAGAACUGUUUGAGCGUGCAGCUUCGCAUAUCGGGUUGGACUUCCUCUCCCACCCGUUCUGGGACAAGUACCUUGAAUACGAAACGCGGCAGGAGGCGCAGGAUAGGAUUUUUGCGAUUCUCAACCGCGUUAUCCACAUCCCGAUGCAUCAAUAUGCUCGCUACUUUGAACGCUUCCGGCAGAUGGCUCACACACGACCCCUAGAAGAACUGGUUGCGGCCGACAUGUUGGCUCGGUAUCGCGCCGAAGUGGAAGCUGAGGCCGCACAGUUUGGCGUGCAAAAGACCGAACUGGAAAUCGAGCGGGAUAUCCGGGCGAAGAUCGACGCCUCAUUCUACCUCAUCUUCCAGCGCACUCAGGAGGAGACGAGCAAGCGGUGGACGUACGAGGCCGAGAUUAAGCGGCCGUAUUUUCACGUCACAGAGCUCGAUCAUUCCCAGCUGGCCAACUGGCGGAAGUACCUCGACUUUGAGGAAGCAGAGGGCAACUAUCAGAGGAUCGUUUGCCUCUACGAGAGGUGCCUUGUCACCUGCGCCCUCUACGACGAGUUCUGGCUUCGGUACGCGAGGUGGAUGUCGGCACAGGAUAACAAGGAGGAAGAGGUGCGAAACAUUUACUUGCGCGCGACCACGCUGUUUGUUCCCAUCAGCAGACCUGGUGUCCGCCUCCAGUUUGCUUAUUUCGAGGAGAUGUGCGGCCGGGUCGACGUGGCCCGGGACAUCCAUGCGGCGAUCCUCACGAAGCUACCAGAUUGCGUCGAGGCGAUAGUCUCGUGGGCCAAUCUACAGCGGCGACAGAGCGGGCUGGAUGCAGCGAUUGAGGUGUACAAGGCUCAGAUCGACUCCCCCGUCGUUGACAUCUUCACCAAAGCCGCGUUGGUCACUGAAUGGGCGUUCCUGCUGUGGAAGGUCAAGGGCUCCGUCGAAGAAGCACGGACAGCCUUCGCCAAGAAUGUGGAGUGGUACGCCGAUAGUCGUCACUUCUGGCAGAAAUGGCUCGAGUUCGAGCUGGAGCAGCCGACCAAUGCGGAACUGGAAGCGCAGCAUGCCGAGCGGGUCAAGAAUGUCUUUGCCGAGAUGCGGACCAAAAGCCGUCUCUCGCCAGGCGUCAAGCAGGAACUCGGUCAAGUGUACCUGACCUACCUGCAACAGCGUGGGGGCAAGCAGGCCAUGAAGGAGUUCCUCCAUAUCGACCGAGAGCUCUUUGGACCCCAGUCAAUUUCCCCCAUCACCAAGGCGAAGCUGUCGAAGGAAACUGCUGGCCUUCCGGGCCUUGAUGAGGCAACCCGUGCCAAAGCGGAGAGGCGGUUCUACAACUACUACCAGUUGCAUAUGGACCCGGAUCCUAAUGCCCAAGGGCCCGCUAGCUUUGAAUAAGCCGUUUCGAAAUGAGUUCUGGCACAUGAGAGAAAGUCCGCGGUGAGCAACAGCUUUCGCCGCAUAGUCGGCCGUCCGCGUUCGGAAGAUGAGUGUCAUGC